Drosophila eugracilis is the source of this 1294-nucleotide messenger RNA. RefSeq names its product adipocyte plasma membrane-associated protein-like. Lineage: Eukaryota; Metazoa; Arthropoda; Insecta; Diptera; Drosophilidae. Gene Ontology annotation, molecular function: strictosidine synthase activity. The record is from RefSeq and is a predicted model, not a curated record. The transcript is spliced from 4 exons. Gene Ontology annotation, biological process: biosynthetic process. The coding region runs from base 21 to 1247 and encodes 408 amino acids.
AGUUGCUGGUGACCUUAGACAUGGGUUUUCUGACCUCAUUACGCAGAAUAAUUAUUUAUUUCGCCAUAUUCCUCGGAGCUAUAUUCCUCCUUCCCGGAUUACCACCUAGCACCACUUUUCCCUUCAAGGAAUAUGUUGUAAAGCCUCCUUUAGAACUGAAAGGACCGUUAAAACCAAAUUUUCACCUGGAUGGUGCUAGGCAUUUGUGGAAAGAUCAAGUUUACGGACCUGAGAACCUUAUAGUGCGAGAUGAGUGGAUCUACACGGGAAUACAUGGCGGAGAAGUCAUCCGACUAAAUAAAGACUCCGUCGAACCUAUAACAAAGGUCGGGCAACCUUGUGAUUACAUUUUUGAUGACGAUCUAUGCGGCUAUCCAGUGGGUUUGGCCUUUGACACCAUAGGAAAUAAUCUGAUUAUAGCAGAUGCACAUUAUGGAAUAUGGCAAGUAAGCUUGGAUACGAAAGAGAAGACCAAUUUGGUGUCUCCGGAGGAAAUCCUUCCCGGGAAAGGAGUGAAUCGCCCGGGAAAGCUGUUUAAUUCAGUGACAGUCAGCCGGGAGGGUGACAUUUACUGGACCGACUCUACGUCCGAAGGAUUUGCUUUCAUGGCUUUUGCUAAUCCUUCGGGGCGACUUUUAAAAUACAAUCGACUAACAAAAAAUGUUGAGGUUCUCCUAGAUGAGUUGGCCUUGUCUAAUGGAGUGGCUUUAAAUCCCGAUGAGGAUUUUGUAGUUGUGGCCGAAACGGCUGCCAUGCGUCUGACGAAAUAUUAUCUAAAGGGACCCCAAAAGGGUCUGAGUGAAAUAUUUGUGGAAUGUUUGCCAGGAUUGCCGGAUAAUCUGACUCCUGAUACUGACGGAAUCUGGGUGCCUUUGGCCCUAGCUGUAGAUAGUGAGAAUCCCAAUCCGUUUGCAGGAUUGGCACCUUAUCCGAGGUUAAGAUUUUUCCUCGCUCGACUGGUCGGAAUAAUGCAGCUUCCUUUUCAAUUCUUAAAAAAUAUAUAUCCCAACAACAUUUCUGCUCAUCUCUUACACUCAUUUACAGAGUGGGUCAGCUCAAACUCGCCUAAUCGGACCACUAUAGUGCGUUUAGACUGGAAUGGUAACAUCGUCAAGGCCUUGCAUGGUUUUGAUAGAUCUGCUGCCAGUAUAUCACAUGUCCUAGAAUAUAAAGGCUACUUGUAUUUGGGUUCGCCAACAAAUCAACACAUAGUGAAAGUUAAAUUAAGCGACCUAAAACAAAUAUGAGCAUAUCAGAAAUCCGUUCAUAAUUAAGCAAAUUAAAUAAAAUAUUC